Molecule: messenger RNA, 7422 nt
Organism: Xenopus tropicalis (tropical clawed frog)
Lineage: Eukaryota; Metazoa; Chordata; Amphibia; Anura; Pipidae
Product: mucin-3A-like
Exons: 15
Coding region: 1-7422 (2473 amino acids)
Source: RefSeq, a predicted model, not a curated record
AUGGCUUCAUCCAUUGGCACUGACUAUAAUACAACUAUUGUAACACAUGAAACCCAGAGUGCUACUACACCAUUAACUAGCACUGAAGUGCCAUCAACCAGAACAGAAACCUCUAGUGCAAUUCAUACUACACCAUUAGCUGUAUCCAAUAGGACUGAGCAGAGGACAACUAUUGUAACAGAUGGAACCCUGAGUGUUUCGACUCCAUUAACUAGUACCGAAGUACCAUCAACUACUACUAAAACUUCCAGUGCAAUUAAUACUACACCUUCAGCUUCAUCCAAUAAUACUGAGCAGAACACAAAUGCUGUAACUGAAGUGUUAUCAACCAGUAAAGAAAUUUCCAAUGCAAUUUAUACUACAUCUUCAACUUCAUCCCUUAGUACUGAGCAGAAGACAAAUAUUGUAACACAUGGAACCCAAAGUGGGUCCUUAUCAAUAACUAGUACAGAUGUGUCAUCAACUAGUACAGAAAAGACUAGUGCAAUUCAAACUACACCUUCAGCUUCAUCUCUAACCAUUGAGAAAGUUACUAUAAGUACUGAUGUGCCAUUGAAAAAUACAGAAACUUCUAGUACAAUUCAUACUACACCUACAGCUUCACCCAUUAGUGCUGAGCAGAAGACAAUUGCUGUAACACAUGAAACCCAGAGUGUUACUAGACCAUUAACAAGUAUCGAACUGGCACCAAUAAGUACAGAAACUUCUACUGCAAUUCUAACUACACUUCCAGUAAAAAGUACUAAAAUGCCAUCAGCCAGUACAGAAACAUCUAGUCCAAUUCAUACUACACCAUCAGCUUCAUCCAUUACUAAUGAACAGAAGACAACUAUGGUAACAAGUACUGAAGUGCCUUUAACCAGUACAGAAACAACUAGGGCAAUUUAUACAACAUCUUCAGCUUUCUACUUUAGUACUGAACAAAAGACAAUUACUGCAAAAUAUGAAAGCCAGAGUGUUACUUCACAAUUAUCUAGUAUUGAAGUGCCAUCAACCAGCACAGAAACUUCUAGUGUAAGUCAUACCACACCUUCAGCUUUAUCCCUUAGUACUGAACAAAAGACAGUUAUUGUAACACAUGAAACCCAGAGUACUACCCAAACAUUAACUAGUACUGAAGUGCCAUCAACGAGUACAGAAACCUCCAGUGCAACUAAAACUACACGUUCAGCCAUUAGUACUGAGCAGAAUACAACGAUAGUAACACAUGAAACCCAGAGCGUUUCUGCACCAUUAACUAGUACUGAAGUGCCAUCAACCAAUACAGAAACUUCUACUGUAAGUCAUUCCACACCUUCAGCUUCAUUACUUACUGGAAAGAAGACAACUGCUAUAACACAUGAAACCCAGAGUGUUAAUGUAACACAUGAAUCCCAGAGUGAUACUUCACUAUUAACUAGAACUGAAGUGCCAUUAAUCAGUAUGGAAACUUCUAAUCCAAUACAUACUACACCUUCAGCUUCAUCCCUUAGUACUGAGCAGAAGACAACUAUUGUAACAUAUGAAACCCAGAGUGUUACUGCACCAUUAACUAGUACUAAAGUGCCAUCAAUCAGUACAGAAACUUCUAGUGGAAUUCAUACUACAAUUUUAACCUUAUCUAGUAGUGCUGAGCAGAAGACAAAUGCUGUAACACAUGGAACCCAGAAUGCUACUACACCACUAAGUAGUACUGAAGUGCCAUUAACCACUACUGAAACAUCCAGUGCAAUUCAUACUACACAAUCACCUUCUUCGCUUAGUGCUGAGCAGAAGACAGCUAUUGUAUCACAUGAAACCCAGACUUCAUCCAUUCGUACUGAGCAGAAGACAUCUAUUGAAACACAUGAAACCCAGAGUUUUACUACAACGUUAACUAGUACUGAAAUGCCAUUUACCAGUACAGAAACUACAAGUCCAAUUCAUACUACACCUUCAGCUGCAUCCAUUAGUAAUGGGCAGAAGACAACUAUUGUACCAAAUACUAAAGUGCCUUUAACCACUACAGAAACCUCUAGUGCAGUUAAUAUGACACCUUCAGCUUCAUCCAUUAAUAUUGAACAAAGUAGAACUACAGUAACAAGUACUGAAGUGCCAUCAAUCAGUAAAGAAUCUUCUAGUCCAAUUCAUACACCUUCAGCUUCAUCCCUUAGUAUUGAGCAGAAGACAGCUAUUGUAACACAUGAAACUCAGAGUGCUACUACAACAUUAACUAGUAAUGAAGUUCCAUCAACCACUACAGGGGCUUCUAGUACAAUUCACUCUACACCUUCAGUUUUAUAUAUUAGUACUGAGCAGACAACAUCUAUAGUAACACAUGAAACCCAGAGUGCUACUACAACAUUAACUAGUACUGAAGUUCCAUUAACCACUACAGAAAGUUCCAGUGCAAUUCAUACUACACUUUCAGCUUUAUCCAGUAGUGCUGAGCAGAAGACAACUGCUGUAACACAUGAAACUCAGAGUGCUACUACAACAUUAACUAGUACUGAAGUUCCAUCAACCACUACAGAGGCUUCUAGUGCAAUUCACUCUAUUAGUACUGAGCAAAAGACAUCUAUUGUAACACAUGAAACCCAGAGUGCUACUCCAACAAUAACUAUUACGGAAGUGCCAUCAACCACUACUGAAACAUCCAGUGGAAUUCAUACUACACCUUCAGCUUUGUCCAUUAGUACUAAGUCAUCAAGCACUACAGAGGCUUCUAGUGAAAUUCAUUUUACACCUUCAGCUUCAUCCAUUAGUACUAAUGAGAAGACAUCUAUUGUAACACAUGAAACCCAGAGUGCUUCUACAACAUUAACUAGUACUGAAGUGCCAUCAACCACUACAGAAACUUCCAGUGCAAUUCAUACUACAUUUUUAACCUUAUCCAGUACUCCUGAGCAGAAGACAACUGCUGUAACACAAGAAACCCAGAGUGCUACUGCACCAUUAACUAGUACUAAAGUGCCAUCAACCAGUACAGAAACUUCUAGUGGAAUUCAUACUACACUUUCAACCUUAUCUAGUAGUGCUGAGCAGAAGACAACUGCUAAGACAACUGCUGUAACACAAGAAACCCAGAGUGCUACUGCACCAUUAACUAGUACUAAAGAGCCAUCAACCAGUACAGAAACUUCUAGUGGAAUUCAUACUACACUUUCAACCUUAUCUAGUAGUGCUGAGCAGAAGACAACUGCUGUAACACAUGGAACCCAGAAUGCUACUACACCACUAAGUAGUACUGAAGUGCCAUCAACCACUACUGAAACAUCCAGUGCCAUUCAUUCUACACGUUUAGCUUCGUCCAUUAGUACUUAUGAGAAGACAUCUAUUGUAACACAUGAAACCCAGAGUGCUACUGCAACAUUAACUAGUACUGAAGUGCCAUCAACCACUACUGAAACAUCCAGUGCAAGUCAUACUACACCUUCAGUUUCAUCCAUUCGUACUGAGCAGAUGGCAACUGCUGUAACACAAGAAACCCAGAGUACUACUAAACCACUAACUAGUACUGAAGUUCCAUCAACCACUACUGAAACAUCCAGUGGAAUUUAUACUACACCUUCAGCUUUCUCCAUUAGUACUAAGUCAUCAAGCACUACAGAGGCUUCUAGUACAAUUCAUUCUACACCUUCAACUUCAUCCAUUAGUACUAAUGGAAAGAUAUCUAUUGUAACACAUGAAACCCAGAGUGCUACUACAACAUUAACUAGUACUAAAGUGCCAUCGACCAGUACAGAAACUUCUAGUGCAAUGCAUGAAACUUCUAGUGCAAUUCAUACUACAUUUUCAACCUCAUCUAGUAGUGCUGAGCAGAAGACAACUGCUGUAACACAUGGAACCCAGAGUGCUACUACAACAUUAACUAGUGCGGAAGUGCCAUCAACCACUACUGAAACAUCCAGUGGAAUUCAUACUACACCUUCAACUUUGUCCAUUAGUACCAAGCCAUUAACCACUACAGAGGCUUCUAGUGAAAUUCAUUCUACACCUUCAGCUUCAUCCAUUAGUACUAAUGAGAAGACAUCUAUUGUAACACAUGAAACCCAGAGUGCUUCUACAACAUUAACUAGUACUGAAGUGCCAUCAACCACUACAGAAACUUCCAGUGCAAUUCAUACUACAUUUUUAACCUUAUCCAGUACUCCUGAGCAGAAGACAACUGCUGUAACACAAGAAACCCAGAGUGCUACUGCACCAUUAACUAGUACUAAAGUGCCAUCAACCAGUACAGAAACUUCUAGUGGAAUUCAUACUACACUUUCAACCUUAUCUAGUAGUGCUGAGCAGAUGACAACUGCUGUAACACAUGGAACCCAGAAUGCUACUACACCACUAAGUAGUACUGAAGUGCCAUCAACCACUACUGAAACAUCCAGUGCAAUUCAUGCUACACCUUCAGUUUCAUCCAUUCGUACUGAGCAGAAGACAACUGUUGUAACACAAGAAACCCAGAGUGUUACUAAACCACUAACUAAUACUGAAGUGCCAUCAACCACUACUGAAACAUCCAGUGCAAUUCAUACUACACCUUCAGCUUUGUCCAUUAGUACUAAGUCAUCAAGCACUACAGAGGCUUCUAGUACAAUUCAUUCUACACCUUCAACUUCAUCCAUUACUACUAAUGAGAAGAUAUCUAUUGUAACACAUGAAACCCAGAGUGCUUCUACUACAUUAACUAGUACUGAAGUGCCAUCAACCAGUACAGAAACUUCUAGUGCAAUGCAUGAAACUUCUAGUGGAAUUCAUACUACACUUUCAACUUUAUCUAGUAGUGCUGAGCAGAAGACAACUGCUGUAACACAUGGAACCCAGAAUGCUACUACACCACUAAGUAGUACUGAAGUGCCAUCAACCACUACUGAAACAUCCAGCGCAAUUCAUUCUACACGUUUAGCUUCGUCUAUUAGUACUUAUGAGAAGACAUCUAUUGUAACAAAUGAAACCCAGAGUGCUACAGCAACAUUAACUAGUACUGAAGUGCCAUCAACCACUACUGAAACAUCCAGUGCAAUUCAUACUACACCUUCAGUUUCAUCCAUUCAUACUGAGCAGAAGACAUCUGCUGUAACACAAGAAGUCCAGAGUACUACUAAACCACUAACUAGUACUGAAGUGCCAUCAACCACUACUGAAACAUCCAGUGCAAUUCAUACUACACUGUCAGCUCUAUCCCUUAGUACUGAGCAAAAGACAACUAUUGUAACACAUGAAGCCCAGAAUGCUUCUACAACAUUAAAUACUACUGAAGUACCUUCAACCAGUACAGAAACUUCCAGUGUAAUUCCUACUACAACUUCGGCUUCAUCUCUUAGUACUGAACAGAAGACAACUUUUGGAACACGUGAAAGCCAUAGUUUUACUACACUAUUAACUAGUAUUAAAGUGCCAUCAACCAAUACAGAAACUUCUAGUUUAACUUAUACUACACCAUCAGAUUUAGCGUCAUCACUUCAAACCACAGUUAUGUUACGGAAUACCACACCAAGUAUGGGAAUUUCUACAACAUCCAAAGCUUCCUCACCUUCAUGUUCUGAGUCUUUAAGUGGAAAUGACUGUCAGAAUGGUGGAAACUAUGUAAAUGUUGUAAUGGAUACAUUUUCACCCCAGAAAAAUAUCAAUUUGCUAAUUUCAUUAAAUCUGGUUUUUAACCAAAAUCUGCAAAACACUUCAUCUCAAGACUACAAUAACCUUGCAAAUAUAAUUAAAAAGGUUUUUGGUGAAGUUUACAGAGAAGCUGCCCCAUUAUACUUUGUUGAGAUUAUUCUGUAUGGCUUCAGUCCAGGCAGUGUCAUUGCUAACACCUCUGGGAUCUACAACUACCCCAACAAUCAGACGGGCAUCGACAUCCUAAACAAUAAUCUGACUACGGAUCUUACCAAUGCAAUUACAAGCAUGAACAUAACUGCACUCAAUACAACUGUGAACAAUGUGACAGCAACACCUCAAGCCUCUCCGAUAACAAAUGUAGUCGAACUAAAGAGCUACAUGUCAUGCAGUCUGAACUUUACUGGUUAUAACAUCACUUGUAACCAGUCUUGUUCAUGUGUGGGACCUUGUGAGCAGAAUACCAGCUACUGUCAGCACAACGGCACUUGUUACAAUCAAGCCAAUGGACCUGUAUGCAAUUGUACAGGGCCAUAUACUGGAGACCAAUGUCAGAAUGAAAUACAAACAACAACUUCUUUCACCACGGAACUUUUAUCCACCGGUGAAACAGCAACUGCCAUUUCAUCUUCUAGCACUGAGUUACCUACAAAUACAAUAUCAAAUGCUACAUUUCCAGAAACGUCUGCUACAUUAGCAAGCUCGCACACAAACUCAGAACUUUCCCCCACCAGUGGAACAGCAACUUCCAUGUUGUUUAUCACUGAGACACCUACAAUUACAAUAUCAAAUGCUAUGUUUCCAGAAACAACUACCAUGACAAAUAAAUCGCAGAGUGUUAUUUUACCAUUAAUCAGUACUGAAGUCCCAUCAACCACUAAAGAAACUAGCACAAUUUAUACUACACCUUCAAUUUCAUCUAUUACUACUGAGCAGAAUACAACUGCAGUAACCCAGAGUCUUACUUUACCAUUUACUAGUACUGAAGUGCCAUCAACCACUACAGAGGCUUCUAGUGCAAUUCAUUCUACACCUAAAGCUUCAUCCAUUAGUACUGAGCAGAAGACAACUAUUGUAACACAUGAAAGCCAGAGUGUUACUACACCUUCCUUUAGUACUGAAGUGCCAUCAACCAGUACAGAAACUAAUAGUAAAAUUCAUACCACAUUUUCAACCUUAUCCAGCAGUGCUGAGCAAAAGACAACUGCUCUUCGUCCAUUAGUACUGAGCAAAAGACAACUGCUUACUGAAGUGCCAUCAACCACUAUAGAAACUUCCAGUGCAACUCAUACUACACCUUCAGCUUCAUCUAUUACUACUGAGCAGAAGACAACUGCUGUAACACAUGAAAUCCAGAGUGCUACUAAACCACUAACUAGUACUGAAGUGCCAUCAACCACUACUGAAACUUCCAGUGCAAGUCACACUACACCUUCAGUUUCAUCUAUUACUACUGAGCAGAAGACAACUGCUGUACCACAUGAAACCCAGAGUACUACUAAACCACUAACUAGUACUGAAGUUCCAUCAACCACUACUGAAAAUACCAGUGCAGCUCAUACUACACCUUCAAGUGCUACUACACCACUAACUAGUACUGAAGUGCCAUCAACCACUACUGAAACAACCAGUGCAACUCAUGCUACACCUUCAAGUGCUACUACACCACUAGCUAGUACUGAAGUGCCAUCAACCACUACUGAAACAACCAGUGCAACUCAUACUACACCUUCAGCUUCAUCCAUUAGUACUAAGCAGGAAACAACUGCUGUAACACAAGAAACCCAGAGUGUUACUAUACCAUCAACUAAAGACAACUGCUGUAACACAUGGAACCCAGAGUACUACUAA